AGGUAGAGACCAGAGCAGCGGGACGCUGCCCGGCACGUCUGGCCUAGCCCUCUUUCACCGGGCUGGGAAGCGACGCGCCCCCUCUCCCAAAUAAAAAUGCCGAAAAGGUCCGUUAAUGCCCGACAGACUUCAAAAGCUUUUCAGUGUGGUCCAGGAGGGGGUAAAGAAAGUAUCAGUUUGGAUGAACACCAAAUUGCUAAUGAGAUUUUAGAAAAGCAACUAAAAAUUUGUGGCUACAAGAAUGAUAAAGAAGUCAUAUAUCUAUACCUUGGUGAAAAUGGAUUAAAAGAUGUUCCUCAUUUAUCACGGUUCCGGAAAUUAAGAAAUUUGUGGCUAAACAACAAUAAGAUUCAGUAUAUAACUUUCGUGAAAUAUAACUGUUACUUGACAGAAUUAUAUCUUCAUAAUAACGAUAUCAGAAAUAUAACAGGUGCUCUGAAAAAUUUACAUUCACUACAGAUCUUACUGCUUCACAACAAUCAGCUAAAAAAUUUGAAUUUGACUGUGAAAGAACUACAAGGACUGCGAACCUUACAUACCUUAAACCUAUUUAACAAUCCUCUGUCGCAAGAGUGCAGAUAUCGCCUAUAUGUAAUAUAUCACAUUCCUUCAGUAACUUUGCUCGACAGAAAAGAAAUAACUAGAAAAGAAAGAGAAUCAGCGUUGCAUAUCUACAAUCAUGAGAAGACUCUUGUCCUUCAGUCCAUAGGAUUUGGGAAAAGAGUCGAUAUACCUUUGUUGCCAAAGGCAGCAUUAAGACUGUCACCCACAAAAGUGUUGCACUUGCCUCCAGGUUUCGAGUUUGGAAAUCACUUAGUUAAAAUCCCAUUUGCAAAUCCAGAAGAUGCUGUCUUUUUGCGGGCAAUGAAGCGUGGCAUGAUUGAAUUUUCAACUAUGGAUUGGGGGAAAAUGCCUACCUGUGAAGAAAAACGCCUUGGCAGCAGUCCAGAGAAAAGGCCAGAAAAACUGACCAUUAGAUUCAGAUAA
This is a messenger RNA of Thamnophis sirtalis, 987 nucleotides long. It is a transcript of the gene LRRC72, whose product is annotated as leucine rich repeat containing 72. The record is from RefSeq and is a predicted model, not a curated record. Gene Ontology annotation, molecular function: protein binding. NCBI's taxonomy places the organism in Eukaryota, Metazoa, Chordata, Lepidosauria, Squamata, Natricidae.